AUGGUUUACUUCGUUGGAAACCAGCCUUUAGAGAUCGGAACUCUGUUUCAAAAUUCACUGGGGAAAAAUUAUAGGAACCCAGAUAAUUCUGUUAAGAAAGAAAAUAUACCAUUUAACCUCGAUGUAAAUUACAUUCCCAUAGACUACGAUUAUGACGCUAAAUUGGUAAAAUUUAACAAUAAUAGUUAUACCAAUGACCAGGAUGAGUUUUCUGACGUUCCGCAACCAACUGAGGACACUAAUGUUUCUGUGGCCCAACAACCGGAUUCAAUGGUAGAGACAGAAUUACCCAAGUCCUUCAAUAUAAAUAACGUUUCAAGGAUGUCAGAACCCAGUUCAAAUUUAUUAAUGGAUUCCUCUGUUAAUAAUAACCUAUUUCAAGACGUAAUUUCUAACGCAAGCUAUAAUAUUAAUAGCAAAGAAACUUAUAAAAAUAGAACUGGAGAAAUUGAUAGGUACUAUAAUGAUAGUAUGAAAGGUGAAGAUGAUGAAGAGUCAAUUAAAGUUGAUAUUAACGACUUUUUGUCAAACGAUGGUAAGAUAGAGUCAUUCAAUGAAAUGAUGCUGCCUGAUCGAAAUAAAUUACAUUUACAAUUAUUGAACACAUUUGAUUCGUAUGUUCCAGUAGAUGAAAAUAUACAUUCGGAUUCAAUACUAGAUGCCCCUAAUCUAAUCAAAUCUGCUGAACUUACAAACCUGAGAAGGUUGUCGAGAAGUGCGAAGCCUGUCAUUUCCAAUAAAUCUUCGACAAUUUUAUAUGGUCAAGCAAAUAAUCCACGUAACACAGUCGGUUUAAAAUCGCAAAAGAUAGAUCCACCACUUAUACAAAAUAAACAUGAUUUGGUGUCAAAUAAAAUGAAAGGAAUGAAUAACACAUCAGAACAUAAACAUAAAUAUAAAACAAUAAUUAAAGUCCAAAAUUCUAAAAAUUUGAAAAAAUCCAAUAAUAUUGUUGAAAAGAGAUAUAGAUCUAACAUUAAUGAGAAAAUGACAUAUUUAAAGGAGAUUGUACCAUCGUUGAGAGUUGCUAGUAAGAGAGAAAACGGUAUACCUAUAAUUAAAGAGGAUUCGAUUGAUUUAGAUGGGUUGCAACCUGCAAAAAAAUUAAAUAAAGCAUCGAUAUUGUUAAAAACUAUAGAGUAUAUAAGGCAUUUAGAAAAUAAAUGUCAUAAUGGUAUCCAAGGUAAUAAUAAUACAAAUGAUAGAUACCGGAACUAG
Messenger RNA from Tetrapisispora phaffii CBS 4417, 1218 nucleotides. RefSeq names its product Hms1p (gene HMS1). NCBI's taxonomy places the organism in Eukaryota, Fungi, Ascomycota, Saccharomycetes, Saccharomycetales, Saccharomycetaceae. The transcript has a single exon. The coding region runs from base 1 to 1218 and encodes 405 amino acids. Gene Ontology annotation, molecular function: protein dimerization activity. The record is from RefSeq and is a predicted model, not a curated record.